UAAUCAUCGCCGUCAACGCAUAUUCUGCUCGCACGCCUCUCUUGAUCGGCGCGUUCCUGUUUGAGCAGGUGCACGAGUCGAAUUCUGCCAAACUACAUCUCCAUUAUGCCUCCUGCUCAGAUUAAGCAAGAUAUUAACCGGUCAGGAUGGGAGUCGACGGAUUUCCCCUCCGUCUGCGAGAAUUGCCUUCCAGAGAACCCAUACGUUCAGAUGUUGAAGGAGGACUAUGGCGCAGAAUGCAAGAUUUGUACACGCCCGUUUACAAUCUUCCGCUGGAAAGCCGACCGCACUGCGCGCACCAAAAGAACCAACAUCUGUCUGACCUGCGCACGGUUGAAGAACUGUUGUCAGUGCUGCAUGCUCGAUUUGUCCUUUGGCCUACCUAUCGUUGUGCGUGAUGCCGCGCUCAAAAUGGUUGCCCCCGGGCCCCAGAGUACCAUCAAUCGCGAGUACUACGCCCAGGAACAUGAGAAGGAGAUCGAAGAAGGUCGCGGUGCUGUGGAGGAGUAUGAGAAGACAGAUGAAAAAGCACGCGAACUCCUCCGACGACUUGCUACUAGUGAGCCGUACUAUAGAAAGCCUCGCCGACUGGAAGCGCCCCCGGCUGAAGACGAGAACGAGGCGCAGCCGUCAACUGAAUCAUCGGUAACACACAGUCGCUAUGGGAAUGGUCCUGGACCUAUCAGGACAAGUGAAAGCAGACGUGGGACUGCUCUACCAGGUCGAGGAUGGGGGAAUAUGCGAGGUGGUCGUGGUGGCCGUGGUGGUGGGCGUCCAUUCCCGAGUACCGCUCAACUUCCACCGACUGAAGAGGAUAUCCUUCCGCCAGUGGACCCGAAUAUCACUUCUCUUUUUGUUACAGGUGUAGAGGACGACCUUCCCGAACAUACUCUUCGAGGCUUUUUCUCGCAGUUUGGACAACUCCGAUCUUUGAUCUGUUCGCACCGAUCCCAUUGCGCUUUCGUCAACUUUGCUACCCGUGAAGGUGCUGAAAUAGCUGCCAAGCAAUGUCAGGGCAAAGCAGUCAUUCAAGGUUGCCCUCUCCGCAUCCGGUGGGGAAAACCGAAGCCACUUGAUAGCAUGGACCGGGAAGAGCGGUUGAAGAAUGCCCGUGAAGGUCGGCAAGCUGUUACAGCUACUAGGGGAGCAGGGACUGGGAAGAAGGCUAUUACUGCUGCUGGAGAAGAGCUUGGGAAGGAAUCCAGAACGCAGGCGUAUGCGGUGGCGCCGCCUCCAGGUAGCGGCAGUGUUCAGUACUCUAGUCUGACCGGAGAUUAGUUGCAUUAUGAUGUUUCUGUUUGGAUUAGUGCACUUGCCACAUUUGGGAAUCAUGGUUAUCUCAUGUACAUGAAGCGGGCGUUGUUGUUAUUGCUGUUAUAAUAUUUCUUCUUAGUCUAUCUCCAAGACAAUACCCCCAAAAGACAACAUCAAAUAGGGAAAUGA
Messenger RNA from Monascus purpureus, 1443 nucleotides. NCBI's taxonomy places the organism in Eukaryota, Fungi, Ascomycota, Eurotiomycetes, Eurotiales, Aspergillaceae. The record is from the annotation of a GenBank genome assembly.